Messenger RNA from Humulus lupulus (European hop), 1020 nucleotides. RefSeq lists its product as uncharacterized. The coding region runs from base 1 to 1020 and encodes 339 amino acids. The record is from RefSeq and is a predicted model, not a curated record. Lineage: Eukaryota; Viridiplantae; Streptophyta; Magnoliopsida; Rosales; Cannabaceae. The transcript has a single exon.
AUGCACAUCAACAUUCCAUUUGCGGAGGCCUUAGAGAAAAUGCCCAGUUAUGUAAAAUUCAUGAAAUACAUUUUGUCUAAGAAGAGAAAGAUGGGAGAAUACGAAACUGUGGCAUUAACUGAAGAAUGCAGCACCAUUCUGCAAAGGAGACUCCCUCAGAAGCUAGGAGAUCCUGGGAGUUUUACCAUACCAUGCACUAUUGGGAAUUUUGAGAGUAUGAAUGCUUUAUGUGAUUUGGGGGUGAGCAUUAAUCUGAUGCCGCUUUCUGCUUGUAGAAGAUUGAAGUUGGGAGAAGCAAGGCCUGCCACAGUGACUUUACAACUGGCAGACAGAUCAUUACCACAUCCUCGAGGUAUUAUAGAAGACGUCCUUGUAAAAGUGGAAAAGUUCAUCUUCCCAGCAGACUUUAUUAUACUUGAUAUGGAGGAGGAAGCCAACGUCCCAAUCAUCCUUGGAAGACCAUUUUUGGCAAUAGGGAAAACUUUGAUUGAUGUGCAGAAGGGUGAGUUAAGGCUGAGAGUGCAAGGUGAAGAAGUUGUUUUUAAUGUACUCAAAGCUAUGACUUAUCUCGGGGCCAGUGAUGGUUGUUUCGAAGUUGAUGUGGUGGAGAGUUUAGUAGAGACAAAGAAGAUAGUAGAAGACCCUCGUGAGUUGAGUUUGGUAGAAGAGGAAGGGACUGAACAAGAUGGGAAGGCGACCAUAGAGUACGCGAAGUGGUUGAAUUCUUAUGGGCCUCUGAAGAGGAAAUACUUUGAAGAGCUUGGUUCAGUGCCUGAGAGACCAUUACCUUCAGUGGAGAAGCCACCAGAGUUGGAGUUGAAGGUUUUACCUGAUCACUUGCGGUAUGAGUUUCUUGGUGAGAAUAAAACACUUCCUGUUAUUGUAUCUGCUUUGCUAUCUGAGAUUGAAGUAGAGAAGUUAUUGAAGGUGUUGCGUAUGUACAAGAGAGACAUUGGGUGGACUUUGGUUGAUAUAAAGGGAAUCAGCCCCUCGACAGUUAUAACGACCCAAAAUUACUAA